Panicum hallii is the source of this 2316-nucleotide messenger RNA. RefSeq lists its product as uncharacterized. The record is from RefSeq and is a predicted model, not a curated record. Lineage: Eukaryota; Viridiplantae; Streptophyta; Magnoliopsida; Poales; Poaceae. The transcript has 2 exons. Bases 208 to 1776 code for a protein of 522 amino acids.
UCCAUUGUACAGGCCAACUGCUCCCGCACCCCUCACGAUCAGACCCAUCUAUAUUAACGAUCCAUCUACCUCUUUGGCUCUCAACGUGUCGGACCACAUUCUCUUCCAACUUUAACACCCUUUCUCUUCUCUAUAUAGAGGUUAGCUGUCCACAGUUUUCACCCAAUUCGGUCAACGGGACUGGAUGCUACAGAUGCUUGAAUUCUGAUGGCGGAAUUGGUCAGUACCGCAAUUGUCCAGGAGACAGUUAGUCAAAUUCUAUCUGGUAUUGUUCAAAAAUAUGAGGAGAAAGAGGAAUCAAAUGUGAACAGAAACAUGGAGAGGCUAGAGAUGGCUCACAUCAGGCUGGAGGCUGCUCUUGAGACAUCUGAAAAGUGGCAGAUCACUGAUGCAUCCUUAUUGCGUUGGCGUAGGAAGCUGAAGCGUGCUGCUCAAGAGUGCGAUGACACGCUGCACAAAUGCAAGCAGAGAAUCCUAGAAGAUGAACAAAUGGAACGGGAGGUAAAGAACUCCUCCCUUCCUAACCGUAUUGUGCAUGUUACAAAGUCAUUUGUUUUCUCUGUUUUGAACUGGAGCAACAAUAAGUUGAGCAGGUCCAUAGCUCAAAGAUAUGAAUGGUAUGCAGAUGGUGCUAGUGAGUUUCUGAGAUUCAUAGAGCUUGGUGGCACACCACGUCAUCACAUGCCCUUUAACUCCCUUGUCCAGAAUCUUUUUGCAGGCAAGGAGCUACAUCAUAAAAUUGUCCGGGGAGAUAAGUAUCCUUUGUGUCAAUUGUGGUUGGGACCUACCCGUGCUUCAGAGCAUGGAACAAAUGCUUUCCUGAUAUUUAUCCAGUAUGAUGGUACAAGAGACAUUAAUAUCCACGUCAGUCUGACCGUACAGCUCUCGGAGAGUACAGACAUAGUUGGGAUCGCAGUUAAGUGCUUGCAGUUUUUUGCCCCUCAUUUCAACUGUACAUUUGAAAGUAUCAGAAAUGAAAUUACUCAACUGCUUACUCAAGAUUACUCAUGGGCGCCAUCUAUUCAUUCGUACCAUAGAGAACAUUGGGACAAACUCGUCAGCCUCGCGUCUCAAUGGACUCGCCCAAACCCAUUUUGUUGCAAACAGCAUGGUCAGCAUGAUGUUCGACGUUUUAGUAACCAAGACAUGUCAGGAUUAUCAGAUGUUUUGCUAGAACCAGUAAUUGAAUUUAGUUUGCAUUGUGAACGACUAUCAUUCUCUAUUUGUAGCAAGCAGAAGGCCUCACUGUCCAAAGAUAUAAUUUCUCUGGAAGAUUAUCCAUAUCUGAAAGCCGGGAUCACCUUUGCGCCCCAUGGCUCUUCAGAGGACAUCCUGCCAGCAAAUAGGAGUUCUGAAAUAGCAGCAACAGUUCGCAAGGAGCAAGAUUGCUUGCAUACAGAUGUUGCCUUGGAACAGCUGGAAGAGAUUAUACUACCAAAGGCAAUAGAUUAUUUCCGCCAGAAUGCCAAAGCGAUGGUUUACCAAAUAAUUUGGAAGUCUAAACAUGGCUUUGCACUCAUUUAUGUUGAGAAGCCAUGCAUUAGCCCAAGGAGAUCAAGCAUGAGAACACGGAGCACUUUUGGGGGAGCUGGGAAGAAAAAGCUAUUGCAUGGACAGGAUGAAGAGGUUAGGAAUUGGAAAUGUGUGUCUCACUGGAUUGACUUAUUGGUUUCACUUGGAAUGCCUGUCCGGCUGCAAAGGUUGCUCGUGAACUGGUGGCGGAAAGAAAAGGAAUUUCAGUUGACAGGCACCGCAGCUACACCUAUAAAAUUAUAAAUCAUGUAACUUUGAUGGAUAAGGGAAACAAGGGAGGAAUAAAGUGCUCGAAAUAGGAUGCUAAAGGGGGAAAAAAUCAAAUAUUAGAGUUAAUAUUAACAAUCCAGGACAAAAUCUGUUAGAAACAUAGAUAUCCUCAGAGCUAGAAUUUGGGUCGAACGCUCCAAAUACAGGGACAAGAGGAGGCAAGCUAUAUCAUGAAGGUGUUAAAGUAACAUCCCAAUACUUAAAAAUUAGUGAAGUAUAUGGUCUGCUUUUUUCUUCAACACGCUAGAGAGAUGUAUGCCAUUUCAAUUUGUGUCUUGCAUGUACGAUGUUUGUUUGGUUCUCACCACUGAGUAUACACUGGGAAUUACUCGAUUACAUUGGAAAUCAGAAUGCAGUGUGCAUUUGUAAGCCUAGACUUACAAGUGUAGGAUCAUGACUUGUUCUUAUUUUCUAUUUAAAUUUCGAGUGUGUAGGUACUUUAGUACCACGGGUUAUUAUUCUCUGUAUCUGACUAUAUUGGAAACUUUCAUAAAGAAAGCCGAAGUUACUGAA